AUGCCUCAGCAAGUCCCCAAGGCCUCCCACCUCCAAGACCUCUUCAGCCUAAAGGGCAAGGUCGUCGUUGUCACCGGCGCCUCUGGCCCCCGCGGCAUGGGCAUUGAAGCCGCCCGCGGCUGUGCCGAAAUGGGCGCCAACGUCGCAAUCACCUACUCCUCCCGCCCCGAGGGUGGCGAGAAGAACGCCGAAGAGCUAUCCCGCGACUUCGGCAUCAAGGCCAAGGCCUACAAGCUUGACAUCGGCAACUAUGAAAGCGUGGAGAAGCUAGUGAAGGAUGUGAUCGCAGAAUUCGGACAAAUCGACGCUUUCAUCGCGAAUGCCGGACGUACCGCGAACUCGGGUAUCCUGGACGGCUCAGUCAAGGACUGGGAGGAGGUGGUGCAGACGGAUUUGACGGGGACGUUCCACUGCGCCAAGGCUGUGGGGCCACACUUUAAGCAGCGCGGUUCGGGCAGUCUCGUUAUCACCGCCAGUAUGAGUGGGCACAUUGCCAACUUCCCGCAGGAGCAGACGAGUUAUAACGUUGCCAAGGCUGGAUGUAUUCACAUGGCCCGGUCGUUGGCGAAUGAGUGGAGGGACUUUGCCCGCGUCAACUCCAUCUCGCCUGGUUACAUUGAUACCGGGUUGAGUGACUUUGUGGAUAAGAAGGUUCAGGACCUCUGGCUUAGCAUGAUCCCUAUGGGCCGAAACGGUGAUGCGAAGGAGUUGAAGGGUGCCUAUGUCUACUUGGUCAGUGAUGCCAGUACUUACACAACUGGUGCGGACCUUGUCAUUGACGGUGGAUACACUGUGCGGUAA
Messenger RNA from Aspergillus puulaauensis, 801 nucleotides. It is a transcript of the gene LXR1, whose product is annotated as SDR family oxidoreductase. The transcript has a single exon. NCBI's taxonomy places the organism in Eukaryota, Fungi, Ascomycota, Eurotiomycetes, Eurotiales, Aspergillaceae. Gene Ontology annotation, molecular function: oxidoreductase activity, acting on NAD(P)H, oxygen as acceptor. The coding region runs from base 1 to 801 and encodes 266 amino acids. Gene Ontology annotation, cellular component: intracellular anatomical structure. The record is from RefSeq and is a predicted model, not a curated record.